AUGGAUUUUUACAAAUUAGACGAGAAGCUGAAGGAGUUGAAAAGGAAAAGAGUAGAUGUAUCUAUAAAGAGUAGGAAGUUGGCUGACAGAGAGAUUCAGGAAGUAAGCGCAAAUCGAAAACCAAGAGUAUACAGUAUGGAAGACGUAAAUGAUGCAGAUGAAUCAGUAGGAGAUACAGAAAGUCCUGAAAAAGAGAAAGCAUUUCAUUACACUGUCCAAGAAUAUGAUGCGUGGGAACGUAGGCAUCCUCAAGGGAAGACUGGGCAAAGCCAAAGAGGUGGAAUUUCCUAUGAUCAACUUGCAAAAUUGAGUUAUGAGAAGACCUUGCGGAAUCUCGCUACGCAAACACAGAAUUCGAGCAAACAGGAUAGUUCCGCCGAUGAAGAAGACAAUAAAAACGUACCCAAGAAGGGUAGAAUCGGCAAGGUACAGAAGGACACUAAGACGGGUAAGAUAACAAUUGCAGAUGACGACAAGCUAGUUAAUAAGUUGGCCGUUUCUUUGCAAUCUGAGUCGAAAAAAAGAUACGAAGCAAGAAAAAGACAAAUGCAAAAUGCAAAAACACUGUAUGGGGUUGAAAGCUUCAUUAAUGACAAAAAUAAACAAUUCAAUGAAAAAUUGAGCAGGGAAUCAAAAGGAUCAGAAUAA
Saccharomyces cerevisiae S288C is the source of this 648-nucleotide messenger RNA. It is a transcript of the gene SYF2, whose product is annotated as Syf2p. Lineage: Eukaryota; Fungi; Ascomycota; Saccharomycetes; Saccharomycetales; Saccharomycetaceae. The record is from RefSeq and is marked reviewed. Bases 1 to 648 code for a protein of 215 amino acids. Gene Ontology annotation, cellular component: nucleus. The transcript has a single exon.